This is a messenger RNA of Truncatella angustata, 1924 nucleotides long. RefSeq names its product eukaryotic translation initiation factor 3 subunit 6. The coding region runs from base 408 to 1697 and encodes 429 amino acids. The transcript has 2 exons. Gene Ontology annotation, molecular function: translation initiation factor activity. Gene Ontology annotation, biological process: translational initiation. The record is from RefSeq and is a predicted model, not a curated record. Lineage: Eukaryota; Fungi; Ascomycota; Sordariomycetes; Amphisphaeriales; Sporocadaceae. Gene Ontology annotation, cellular component: cytoplasm; eukaryotic translation initiation factor 3 complex; nucleus.
UCUCCGGGUCCCGAUCCCUCGCCUGACUGCGGUUGGCGGCCUUGCUGCUACUAGUGGCCUAACCGUAGGCUGCUACAUGCGCGUGUACGAAUCCGUACUGUACAUGGUCCCUAACCUAGCUACUGUAACUAGGUCUGAAGGUUAGCUGGUCUAACGUUAGCUCUGCCAGCCAGCAGUUGGCUCUAUCCAUCCCCUACGCCUACGGCAAAACCGCGGGCAUUUCGUUUGCCUAGUCCACAACCCGCCCCCUUCACUGACUCUGGUGGGAUUUGUGUGCAAAUUCGGUGACUGCCCCGCCAUCGAAACGAAUUGAUUUUGGUUUGGGUUUGCCUGCGACUGGACAAAAAGUAUCACCAACCUUCUCGACGUCCAGCAUCACCUCAACCCCGCCCAGCAAUACCGUCAUCAUGGCUGAAUACGAUUUGAUGCCCAAGUUGGUCGCUCACCUCGACCGACACCUCAUCUUCCCUCUCCUCGAGUUCGCCAACAACCAGGUCCCCGAAGACGAUGAUGCCAAGGCCCUCGAGUUCACCCGAGCCAAGUAUGAGCUGCUCAAGACCACCAACAUGAUCGAUUUCAUCGGCAGCUUGAAGAUGGAGCUUGAUGGUUCCGAACAGCCCCCCGCCGAGUUCGAGGAGAAGCGCCAGAAGGUCCUCGCGCGCCUCGAGCAGUUCGAGGACGAGACGAGCAAGAUCACCGAACUCUUGGGCGAGGAGGACGUCGUCAACAACCUGCGCAGCGACAAGGUUGCCAACUUGGACUUCUUGAAGAAGGAUCACGGUGUCACAGUCGACAGCGUGAAUGCUCUCUACGAUUUCGGCAACUUCCAGUACAGCUGUGGCAACUACGCCGCUGCCUCUGAGCUGCUCUACCAGUUCCGUGUUCUCUCCACAGACAACGACAAGGUGGCCGCAGCCACGUGGGGAAAGCUUGCAUCCGAAAUCCUCACCACCAACUGGAAGGACGCCGUCGAGGAGAUCAACAAGGUCAAGGAGUCCAUCGAUGGCAAGCUCUUCAACAACCCUCUCGCCCAGCUCAACAACAGGACGUGGCUCAUUCACUGGGCGCUCUUCCCCCUUUUCAACGACGACGCCAGCCGCGACACCCUCCUGGACCUCUUCUUCAGCCCUCCCUUCAUCAACACCAUUCAGACCAGCUGCCCUUGGGUUCUGAGAUACCUGACCGCCACCGUCAUCACCGGCCGUGGCCGCACUAGGAACUCGGGCCAGUACCAGAAGCAGCUCAAGGACAUUGUGCGCAUCGUCAAGCAAGAGGCUUACGAGUACACGGACCCUGUCACCGACUUCGUCCGUGCCCUGUACAUCGACUUCGAUUUCGAGGAGGCCCAGCGUCAGCUCUCGCUUGCCGAGGAGAUCCUCAAGGAAGACUUCUUCCUCAUCUCCACAACCGAGCAAUUCGUCGAUGCCGCUCGUCACCUCAUCUCCGAGAGCUACUGCAAAAUCCACGCACGUAUCGACAUCAAGGAUUUGAGCGCACGCUUGGGCCUUGGCCAGGACGAGGGAGAGAAGUGGAUUGUCAACUUGAUCCGUGACACCAGAGUGGACGCCAAGAUUGACUACAAGGAGGGCACCGUCGUCAUGAACCAUCCACCCAGCAGUGUUUACCAGCAGGUGAUUGAGAGAACCAAGGGUGCUUUCUUCAGAACACAGGUUUUGAGCGCGGCUGUGGCCCGAUAGGAUGGGCAGGCAAAGGGGCACGGAAAUCAGUAUACCUUCUGAUAGAUCGGUUCGCUCAAAGUGAGAACGGUGCAUGCGCGGCGUUAUAGGUGUCCGGAAUCGGCUAAAACCAAUAGGCGGUUAGACUUGAGACUUACAUGACUUGUAUGGAUAAGUAGCAUUUUGCUUCGAGACUAAUGACAUGACAGUGAAUUUUCCUGGGCUGAUGGGAUUUUCUUUUCCGUUCU